ACAGUUCUGGGCCCUACCAGCAUGGAGGGGCAGCAUCACAGUCCCAUAACCCCUUUUUUAGCCAGCAUGACACCACCACAGCCAGCAAACCUCACCCCCUCCUCACAGAUUGGGGGUUGAGUGUAUGCGGGGUGGGGCUCGGACUGUUUUGAAGCAAAACUUUAGCUCUACAUGACUGUAAAAACACCAACAAACAAUGGACAGGAAACAGAAUCUGAACCGCAAUGAGACCUUCUCCUUCAUCAACCCCUGGAUCAGAUAUUUUCUCUUCUUCUUCAGCUUUCUAUUCUGGGUUUUCUCACUGUUAAUUGUUGCCAUCGGGGUGUAUGCUAAAGUCCAGAAAGCUACUGACACGGUGCGGGACACGUUCCUGAUCGACCCGGCUGUGAUCCUUAUCGUGGUGGGGGUGGUCAUGUUCUUCAUCACUUUCUGCGGUUGCAUCGGAGCCCUGCGAGAGAACAUUCGCCUCCUCAAGACAUUCUCUUUCAGCCUGACGUUUGUCUUCCUCACCCAGCUAGCCAUAGCCAUCAUGGGCUUCUUCUAUUCUGAACAGACCCAAGAUGCUUUGGGAAAGUUUGUGAAGAAAGCCAUCGUGCAUUACAGGGAUGACCUGGAUCUGCAGAAUCUGAUGGAUUACAUCCAGAAAGAGUUCAAGUGCUGUGGGUGGAACAACUACACAGACUGGUCUUGGAACCUGUACUUUAAUUGUACUCAUGAGAACCCAAGCACAGAGCGCUGUGCUGUGCCUUACUCCUGCUGCACUCCUGUUCCUGGAGAGACAGUGAUCAACACUAUGUGCGGGUUUGGGGUUCAAACCCAGAAAUACCUGGAUGCAAACAAGAUAAUCUUCCCGGUGGGCUGUGCCGACAAAGCGGUGUUGUGGAUCGAGUCUCAUCUGUUGCUUGUGGGGGCUCUUGCCCUUGGUCUGGCCUUGCCUCAGAUUGCAGGCAUCGUGCUGUCCCAGAUCCUGAUCUCUCAGAUCCAAGAUGAGAUUACCUCAGUGUUGUGAGAGCGGGCCGGCGCAGGGGAAGAAGAGGGAAGAAGAGAACGUACAUUUCUCUACUCAAUUCGCCUGAGACGUGCAAGGACAUCUUGUCUUAUGGCUAUUGUAUCACUGCAACAUUUGAGCACAUUAAACAUUCUAACCAUGCUGCUGCCUAAGAGUGUGGUGCACAAGUAGUCAUCACAAGCAGAGUGCGAAGGAGUGUAUAUCUAUUGGUUUUGAAUACUUUUUUUUAUAUUGCUCUUGACAUGAGGAUUAUAAUUCUGAGUAGUAUUUCACUUUUAAAUGUGGUGUUUGAUUAUAAGAUAUAAAACAAGGAAAGUUACACUGAUCAGUAUUGAUUAGAGAGAGAAAAGAAUAAACUCAGAGGCUAUAAGGCUAUUGAUCAUGCAAUUUAGCAAAUGCGUUUAAUAAAUGCUCGUAAUCUUGAGAAAUGUGUUAUAAAGCUUAAACAUGUCUUCAAUCCAAAAAAACAGUCUCAAAAUAUUUCAUUUAAAAACACUGAUGUGAUGAGUUGCAGAUGUGUUGACUACAUUGCCAAGUUUCUACUGUUAAAUGAGUUUCCUUAAACCGAGCAGUGGAGAUCAGAUUCAUUCGUGUUGCUUUAUGUUUUUUGCAUGGCGGGAACUGCCGUACGCAUCCUUGCGAUCCGUCUAGAUGUGAAGGGCCAGAGCUUUCUGCAUCAGACGAUCCGUCAGAGGGGAAUUUGGCCUCAUGGCUUCGCGCUCCACCAGAAGACAUCUGCAGAAACACAACAGCGCAAAGACAUAAACAAAGAUUUACAGAGACAAGCUUGCAUCCGACGUGAUCAAUAAUGAAAGUAUAACAUGGUGUACAGACAGCGGAUGAAGGUUACAUAAAGAGAGCAUACGGCUUGCAUGGAAAGAACAACUGCCGUAAACAACUAAAGAAAACUGGAGUGGACGGCGGCCCCUACAGAGACUAUACUGUAUCAUGUUGAAAUCCAAUGCAUCAAAAGUUCUUUCUUAUGUCUCCUAUAUUCUCUCAGCAGACCUUCGUAUGAAAGCAUCAAAUCCCUGUUGUGCAUUACCUUCCCAGUUUCUGAUGGUGCUUAUCCUCCGAUUUCAUGGCUGCAUGAAUAAGCAGUUGAUUGAAGACGUCCCUCUGUGAACAACAGUUGACAAACCCAUUAGUAAACACCACCCUGCUUCUGCACUGUACAUAAAGUCUUUCAACCCUUUUGUGCUAUACUAUAUGUACAUUGUUGCACCUAGGGGAUUGUUUUUCUGAACACAAAGAACAUAAAAUCCACAAAGUCCAUCAGCAUCCAUCACAGAUUCAUUAUUCAUACAGUGCAGAACAUCCUCACACCGUGUGGUGCUUUCAUGGACUGAAAGGCACUUUUGCAGAGCGUUCUUCACUUCUGGCCUAUUGCACAAUAACAGGGAUUAACUGAAAAAACACAAUGGAGUAUGAUCGAUAAAAUCCCAAGAAAAGACAAACAAAGUCUCAAGGCUGUACACUUCAAACAUUUUUUUGGUUUCUUUUUGUUUGCCUUUAGCUUACUAUAUCUACCCUUUUCUGUGGGACCUUACCUGUGCAUCACUGCCACCCAUAUUGACCAGGCGGUAGCGUAUAGGCAUAAGUAGGUCCACGGCAUGAUUGUAGUUGCCCUGGUCAUACUCCAUCAUGGCCUGAAACAUCGGUACACCGAUUGUCCCUCCCAUCUGAUGUUGCAGAUUGACCCCUGGCUCUCUGUGAAGGAAAAGAGAGGAUUAUAACUAGAGAAAAUAUAUUUCAUACUAUAGCCGGAUGGUUUAUAAUGUAGUGCACUAACAUCAACGAAAACUACAGAAAACACACUGCUAUAGAGUAUUAAUCUAAUGAACUGAAAAACUGUGAACGUCUGAGAAGGACUUCACUGUAAGGCAGAACAUCCCACACUGCUGUUGGGCUUUCUUGGAUGAGCUAAUGCUUACUCACUGCCUUUGACUGUUAGAGGAAGUUUGCAAUGGCAAAAUAUGGAUUAUGUAAAGCUGUGCAAUCCUUCCAAACCAAAGUAAUAAGAGUGACACGGUUUAUAGAAGAGUGAUGGAAUUAAAUAAAUGCAAACUUAAACAUGU
This is a messenger RNA of Eleginops maclovinus (Patagonian blennie), 3087 nucleotides long. It is a transcript of the gene tspan33b, whose product is annotated as tetraspanin 33b. The record is from RefSeq and is a predicted model, not a curated record. Gene Ontology annotation, cellular component: plasma membrane. Bases 197 to 1009 code for a protein of 270 amino acids. The transcript has 8 exons. NCBI's taxonomy places the organism in Eukaryota, Metazoa, Chordata, Actinopteri, Perciformes, Eleginopidae.